CUAAAAAUAAGGCCCAAAUAAAAAGCAAAGGCCCAAUAUAUACUGUCACAAAAACCCUCAAAGAACAGUGAAGCUCUCAUCACGAUCGCAACAAUGGCGGCUGCUGCGAAGGAGAUCCUACGGCGACCAGUGGCGGCAACAAUAAGGCUAACCGUUCCGGCGGGAGGAGCGAGGCCAGCCCCACCGGUAGGUCCGGCGCUAGGUCAGUACAGGCUUAACCUGAUGGCUUUCUGCAAAGACUUCAACGCUAGGACUCAAAAGUACAAACCAGACACUCCGAUGGCCGUGACGAUAACGGCGUUCAAGGACAACUCUUUCGAAUUCACCGUCAAGUCUCCGACGGUGUCGUGGUACAUCAAGAAAGCAGCUGGAGUCGAUAAAGGAAGCACACGCCCGGGUCAUUUGUCGGUGACGACGCUAUCGGUGAGACACGUGUACGAGAUCGCGAAGGUGAAGCAGACGGAUCCGUUUUGUCAGUAUAUGCCGUUGGAAUCGAUUUGCAAAUCCAUCAUUGGUACUGCUAAUUCUAUGGGUAUCAAGAUCGUUCAGGAUUUGGAGUGAUUUUAGGGUUUCUGAUGAAAGAGUGGAAUCAAUUUGCUUCUGGUAAACGUCUUUGCUUUGAGUAGUAAAGUAUAAACCAUGAAUGAAUUUCACAGAUUGUUUUGUGUUUUGGUGUUACUUCCAUUGUGUUGUUUGUUUCAAUGGAUAAUUGAGCUCCAAAAGCUUUCCAAAAUCAAAAUAGAUAUUGAGUUUGUUUAACUUUGAUCGUUUGAAUAAUUUGGACAGUAAAGACAUUGCAUUGUUGUUGUUGUGGAUGUAGAAAUUGUUCGUAUGAGCAAAGUAUUCUAAAGUUUGGUCCUUUAACUUGAU
Molecule: messenger RNA, 870 nt
Organism: Arabidopsis thaliana (thale cress)
Lineage: Eukaryota; Viridiplantae; Streptophyta; Magnoliopsida; Brassicales; Brassicaceae
Gene: MRPL11
Product: mitochondrial ribosomal protein L11
Exons: 1
Coding region: 94-561 (155 amino acids)
Biological process (GO): translation
Cellular component (GO): ribosome
Molecular function (GO): structural constituent of ribosome
Source: RefSeq, marked reviewed